AUGAGCCAUGCCAUUGGCCACGUCACAUGGCGCGCUGCUUGCGGUUUGGUGCUGCUUGCAUGUCUUGUGCCAUGCGCCAGCGCAGCAGCAGUGAAGAAAUGGUCGGUGUUGGGACCCUUUGUCAUAGGGAAGAACGAGUUGGACGGCGAAGCCUGGCGCAGCUCCAACUCCUCCGAGCUCGGCGGCGCAGCGCUGAAGAAGUUCGUGGCGCAGAGUGGUGGCAGCGUCGCGGUGUCGUGGCCCGAGGUCGAUUGGCAAUCCUUGGUGAAUGGUGUGGGCGGUCAUGAGAUCUUGGAAUGGCAAGCCAGGGCGGUGGGUGGCUUCAAAACAGACGGAAGCAACGUCCACAUCAGUUGUCAAGGCGUAACAUCAUUCACCCUGGACGAUUCUCAGAGCUUUGUCGGGGAUCUCUAUUGGGCCAAGCUGCCUGCGCACGUGGUGAAGUUAAAGGCUGGGAACCAUCGCAUCUCGAUUCGCUUGCGGGGCAAGCUGCAAACACAGUUCGCUUGUCAUGUCGAGAAGCCGAGCUCCAAAUCGCCCCUGUUGCUCUUCGGUGACAGCUUCGCAGCCCUACCAGAUGUGAUCAGCUCGCCCGACGUUCCGCGAGGGAUCCAGAUCUGCGGCGAUCUCGGGCUGGGUUUGGCGAACCAGGACCCUGAUCGGUGGAUCAAGGAUUUGCGGCCAGUGCUGAUCAACAACAAAUUUCUGUCG
Molecule: messenger RNA, 711 nt
Organism: Cladocopium goreaui
Lineage: Eukaryota; Dinophyceae; Suessiales; Symbiodiniaceae
Source: the annotation of a GenBank genome assembly